Molecule: messenger RNA, 4450 nt
Organism: Eriocheir sinensis (Chinese mitten crab)
Lineage: Eukaryota; Metazoa; Arthropoda; Malacostraca; Decapoda; Varunidae
Product: dynein light chain Tctex-type protein 2B-like
Exons: 4
Coding region: 612-989 (125 amino acids)
Biological process (GO): microtubule-based movement
Cellular component (GO): cytoplasmic dynein complex; cytoplasm
Molecular function (GO): dynein intermediate chain binding
Source: RefSeq, a predicted model, not a curated record
CCAUGACAACAUAAAUAUAAACAAACAUGGCCAAAUUUUGACAGUCGCCUCCCUCCAUCACGCUAUUUUUGCCUCUCACGCGCCACAGAAAAGCCACAGGGAGAUAAAAAUAGACGAGAAGAGACAUAUUACCAAGAGACAUGUUAUGGAAGCCCUGAAAUAGGUGGAAAGUGUGCGUAGGCGGUGAAAACAGUGGUGGAAAUAGUGUGUGUGUGUGUGUGUGUGUGUGGAGGUCAGGCUACGUGUGUGACUGUGUGUGUGUGUGUGUGUGUGUGUGUGUGUGUAUAGACUGCCGUGUGCGUGUAUGUAGACUUUUGUGUGUGUGUGUGUGUGUGUGUGUGUGUGUGUGUGUGUGUGUGUGUGUUUACUUAUAAGGACUUCAUCUUCCUCCUCCUCCUCUUCCUCUUCCUCCUCCUUUCCUCCUUCCUUUCAUUCUCUCUCUCUUACUUUCUCUUUCUUUCUUUUUUCAUACUUCCUUCCAUCUGCUGUGUGUGUAUGUAGACUCCUGUGUGUGUAGGCCCGGCUAUGUGGGUGACUGAAUGUGUUCGUAUUUAUAAACUGGUGUGUGCGUGUAUGUAGACCCCUGUGUGUGUGUGUGUGUGUGUGCAGCCAUGGCGAGCACACAGGCGGACAAGAAUGGGCUGUACCAGAUGCGCCCCGACCUCAAGGACAAGUUCCGUCCGAGUGUUGUCAGGGAGGUGAUCUACAACACACUGGCGGAGAAGUUGACGGGGUUUGUGUACAACCCCGAUUCUGCCGAGGAGAUGGCCACUGGGAUCUCCCGAGUGCUGCUGGACAAGCUAAAAGAGAUGAACUUUCCGCGCUACAAGUACGUGGUGAGUGUGGUGAUCGGUGAGCUGCGAGGGGAGGGCGUAAAGGUGGGCGCGCGCUGCCUCUGGGAUGCCGACACCGACAACUACUCCUCCAACAUGUUCUUAGCGGAAACCUUCUUCUGCACCGCCACAGUCUUUGCCACCUACUACUACUGAGCCACCAGCCACACACGCCCCUGCUGCUGCUGUCUCCGCACUAGGGUCAUGAGGCCAUAGCAAAAUAACUGUUAAGACUGAAAGUGAAGAAUGAGAAAACUAGUCAAGCUCAGGAAAUGGGAGUUGAGUGUUAUGUGUGAUUGUUCCUGGUGCUCAGAAGUCAGACUAUGGUGGUAUUUGGGUCUGUAAUUCCCUACCAUUAAGAAUUCAGACAAUGGUGUGCUUGUUGUGGAUGUCAUUAUAGUUUUUUUUGUUGUUUUGAGUGUCAAGAAUUCACUCACUCGGUGUUUUCAGAGCCCAGAAAUUCAUAUUAUUUCUUUUUCUCUGUAUAUAUUCAAAGCAAUUUAUUUUUUCCGUAUAUCUGUCUAUAGUAUGUGUGGUGUUUCAGAUCCCAGGAAUUCAGAUUGAUCCAUUUUUUGUUAUAUUUUCAGAUUAAUUUAUUUUCUGUAUUAAUUGUUUAUAGUGUAUGAGAAGGUAUGCCUCUCAUGUACCUUUGUUGUAUAUAUUCAGAUUAAUUUUAUUUCUCUUGUUUAUUUGUUUUAAGUGUGUGUGAAGGUAUGUCUCGGUGGUGGGUACCUUCAUUGCAGCGAUGGUCAGUAUUUUUCUUUGCCUUCGUGAUGAAACUCAGGUGUAGAAAAUAAUAUCCAUUGUACUUAUGUUGCUUUAUGCUAGUCUGUUUACUUAGUCAGGUAUUAUUUAUUUCUCCUUUUCUUUCCUUUUGAUCUCUUUUUGUAGCAUUCGUGGGACACUCUUGUAUUUCUUCUUUCUCUCUUUCUCUACUUUCCUUUCUAUUUCACCCUUUGUGCUAAUUGUGGGACAGUCUUGUAUUUCUUCUUUCUCUUUUUCUCUACUUUCCUUUCUAUUUCAUCCUUUGUGUUAAUUGUGGGACAGUCUUGUAUUUCUUCUUUCUCUUUUUCUAUACUUUCCUUUCUAUUUCAUCCUUUGUGUUAAUUGUGGGACAGUCUUGUAUUUCUUCUUUCUCUUUUUCUCUGCUUUCUUUCUUCCUUAUUUAUUUACUUCUUGCAUUUCCUUUCCAUUUCAUCUUUUUUAUCAUGGGUGGGAGUCUUAUGUUAUUUUUUCCUCUUUUCUUUUCCUCCCAUUUCAUCUUUUGUAUCAUUUGCAGGACAGCCUUGUAUUACUUCUUCCUCUUUUCUAUACUUUCCUUUCCGUAUCAUCUUUCGUAUCAUGUGUGGGACAGUGUGUGGGUUAUUUCUUCCUCUUUCUCUUUUCUUUCCUUUCCAUUUCGUCUCUUUCUCUCAUGUACAUUGGCUGUGUCUUAUUCCAGUGCAUGACAAAACCAGAGCUCAUAAUUAGGUUACAAACACAUUAUCCUGGUAUCUUUAUCUCUUUGUAUCAUAUCUACUACUGUGUCCUAUUCCAGUGCAUAAGAAUCACAGAGCUCAUAUUAGGUUACAAACACAUUAUCCUGGUAUCUUUAUCUCUUUGUAUCAUAUCUACUACUGUGUCCUAUUCCAGUGCAUAAGAAUCACAAGGCUCAUAUUAGGUUACACACACAUUAUCCGGAUAUCUUAGUAUUUUAAUCUGUGUAUCAUAUCUGCUACUGCGUCCUAUUCCAGUGCAUAAGAAUCACAGAGCUCAUAUUAGGUUACACACACAUUAUCCUGGUAUCUUAGUAUCUCUUAAAUUUUGUAUCAUAUCUAUUAGUGUCUUAUUCCAGCGCAUGAUAAACACAAGCUCAUGUUAGGUUACACACAUUCUCUUAGUAAAUUUAGUAUGUUUUCAACUAAAUAAGAAUGCAAUUAGUCAUAUUUUCUUAACUAAUGAUAGUAUUGUCCGAUUCAUGUAACGACGGACGUCUGUUUUAUUUUCCUUUGUUUAUUUUUCUUUCCUUUCCUUUCUGUUCUAUUUCGUCUCCUUUCCUUUGUUUAUUUUUUUCCUUUCCUUUCUAUUCCAUUUCUUCUCCUUUCCUUUGCUUUAUUUUCCUUUUCCUUUCCUUUCCUUUGUUCCGUUUCAUCUCAUUUUUUUUCAUUUUCCUCUCCUUCCCGUUUCAUUUUCCUUUCCGUUCUGUUUCAAUUCCCUUUAUUUCCUUUGUUAUGGGUAAAAAGAAUGGUUUCUGGUCACUGAAAUGGACUACAGUAAUGAGUUAUUGGUGAUAUGAUGUCCAGAUCUGUAGCUUUGUUUUCAAGAGUACUGUUGUGUUAAGUUAUUUAGAGGUGAUGGCAGCUGUCGUCCUCUGCAUGUCCCGGUUUAUUCUUCUGAGUGGCAGACUCCCGGCAGUUUUGUUUUUUUCAAUAGAAUGAGUUGUUAUGUUUGGACUACCUCCAUAUCAUGUUUGAGGCAUGCAGAGUAGGGGCAUAAGGGACAGAGGUAGUAUUUCUCAGUUUGCACUGGGAAAGACAGGCUACACAUCACAGGAGGAACAAGACACAAGUUACAAGGGAAAAGCGACCUUGUAUUUAGUGUACCAAGGGUUGAUUUUCCAUUGCAACGUAUAUCUUGUUCAAAGGAUGUAUGACUUAUCUUUACUAGUACAAACAUGAAUAAACUGGCUCUAUCCCUUUGUUAGUUAGUCCUUUAUGCCCCUUCUCAGGACACCUCAUUUGAUGUUACCUGGUGUUCCUUUUUCUUGCUAGUCUGGAGGUGAGGUUUGGUAACUUCACACCACACCACACCAUGAGAGCACUGCACAGAAGUCAUUAACCCGUGGGCUUCAGCUAUUGGAAAGCCGAGAAGUGGCCGUGAAACGACAAAAUUACACUGCAUUUUGAGAUUAAGAAAAGAGCAUGGAACGUACAUCAGAGUACUCCUCUCACAACCAUAAAGCCGUUAAAAAUAUUUACUUUUACUCAAACCCCAUUCUUUCUGGGUGGUGUUUGUUACAAAAUAAACAGUCUCGUGAUGCGUGGCAUCUAGCCGAGUUGCUUUUUGUCUACUACAGAGAAUUUGACAAGUGAUUACUGUAUGGAUAGCUAGUUCAGUAUGCCAUGACCUUACAGCACCACCUAUGACAAAAAAGCCCACCUCAAGAUCACUCACCCACCAUAAAUGACCUAGGGCAUUAGUGGUGGGUUGCGCUAUGCCACCACCGCCUACAAUUAGCUUGAAUUAGGUGUUUUAUGGCGAGCCCUUUUUAGGGUUCGCCGUACCACAGCCACGACUUGUGAAAGCCCUAAAAAGGGUCUGCCGACGUUCUCGGGUUAAAGGCUCACACACGACUACCGUCGGCCAUGUCCUGACCUGUGUAGUCCCAUGGUGCUGGUGGCUGUGGUGUGGGGUUCCUUCCUUUGUCUAUCAUCUGUGUGGAGGCAGGAAUGUGACAAGCUGAGUGUGUGACAGACUGAAUGUGUGACAGGUUGAAUGUGUGACAGGCUGCCAACAAUCAGUGAGGAGUAAGCACAAAGCUGGGAGAGUAACAUUUGCCAGAGCAGUGUUGCCAUUCCCAAACCAGUCAUUUAGGUUUAGCGAAGUUAUCGGUUAAACAAUAAACUUUUGCACCCAUA